AUGUCCCUCUCAGGGAACAGGGUGCCCCUCAGGUCAGCCGGUGAUAACACCCAAGUCACACAAGGCCGCAUCCUGGACGCUUGCCAACAGUCCCGUCAUGUCGUGUCUUUCAACUCUCCAGAAAAUGGCCUUCCAGCCUGGGACAAGCCGAAGCCUUGUCCAGACGGCGAGCCGGAGUGGAAGCUCGUGGGAAUGUCUGAAGGCUGCCUGCAUCGGAAGAGCCACCCGGAGCGGCGCGGGCCCCUGAAACAUGAGCAGUCACCCCUCAUCCAGGCCACCUGGACGAGCUCCAUAUUCCAUCUGGACCACGACGACGUGAGCGAUCAGAGCGCGCCCAGCACCCAGACCUUCCAGACGGAGGAGAAGAAAUGCAAAGGCUACAUCCCCAGCUACUUAGACAAGGACGAGCUCUGCGUCGUGUGCGGUGACAAAGCCACGGGGUACCACUAUCGCUGCAUCACGUGCGAAGGCUGCAAGGGUUUCUUUAGAAGAACCAUUCAGAAAAAUCUCCAUCCAUCCUAUUCCUGUAAAUAUGAAGGAAAGUGUGUCAUAGACAAAGUUACAAGAAAUCAGUGCCAGGAAUGUCGCUUUAAAAAAUGCAUCUACGUUGGCAUGGCAACAGAUUUGGUCCUGGACGACAGCAAGCGUCUGGCCAAGAGGAAGCUCAUCGAAGAGAACCGGGAGAAGAGGCGGAGGGAGGAGCUGCAGAAAUCCAUGGGGCACAAGCCAGAGCCCACUGACCAGGAAUGGGAGCUCAUCAAGACCGUCACCGAGGCCCACGUGGCCACCAACGCCCAGGGCAGCCACUGGAAGCAGAAGCGGAAGUUCCUGCCCGAAGACAUCGGACAGGCACCAAUAGUAAACGCCCCGGAAGGUGGAAAGGUCGACUUGGAAGCCUUCAGCCAUUUUACAAAAAUCAUCACACCAGCAAUUACCAGAGUGGUGGAUUUUGCCAAAAAGUUGCCUAUGUUUUGUGAGCUGCCAUGUGAAGACCAGAUCAUCCUCCUCAAAGGCUGUUGCAUGGAGAUCAUGUCCCUCCGUGCAGCCGUGCGCUACGACCCGGAGAGUGAGACUCUGACCCUGAACGGGGAGAUGGCGGUGACGCGCGGCCAGCUGAAAAACGGGGGCCUCGGGGUGGUGUCCGACGCCAUCUUCGACCUGGGGAUGUCGCUGUCCUCUUUCAACCUGGACGACACUGAGGUCGCUCUCCUUCAGGCCGUCCUGCUGAUGUCUUCAGAUCGCCCAGGGCUUGCCUGUGUUGAGAGAAUAGAAAAAUACCAAGAUAGUUUCCUGCUGGCCUUUGAACACUAUAUCAAUUACCGAAAACACCACGUGACUCACUUUUGGCCAAAACUCCUGAUGAAGGUGACAGACCUGCGGAUGAUCGGAGCCUGCCAUGCCAGCCGCUUCCUGCACAUGAAGGUGGAAUGCCCCACGGAACUCUUUCCCCCGUUGUUCUUGGAAGUGUUUGAGGAUUAGACCGACUGACUCAUUCUCAUAAUUCCAACAGCACUACUGGGUGUCAUUUCAUUCCAUUGCCUAGCUCUUUUUUGUUUGUUCCUUUAUUUCUUUGUGUUGGGAGGGAUUGUUUGGGGGUAAAGGGAGGUAGUCCUUGGCAUAGACAUGGAUGAAAUUGCCCCUUGAAUGCAGGUACUUGCUAACUAUUGCAUUUUGUUCUCCAGUCCUUUGAUGUGAAUAUGCUUUGGAGGUUUUACAGUUGUGGAGGCGGGGUGGGGACAAUCAUUAAUUCACCAGCACCAAGCCGUCACCAGCUCCCAUCUGUCCCUGGUCAGCAACUCGAGCAAGCAAAAUGGCGAAGCAGGAAACUAAAGAAGACUUAAAACCAAGACAAUGUGGUCAUCUUGAUCCAAUCCUGGUUUUUGCAGGGCUCCAAUUAGCACAGCACAGACAGCCUCUGAUGAAAUGUGGCUUUCAGCUUCCUAGGGAAAGUUCUGAACAAAUUGCUAUCUAUUCAAGAACACGCUGUUUUCAGCACUCUGUUCUCUCCUCGCAGCCUAACCUGGAAUAUAUAAGGAUAUUUGUUUCCCCCAAAUUAGCUGUCCUUUCACUGUAAUUUUCAUAAUCCUGUGAUUUAAUUUGAGUUAUACAAGGGUGUGACUCAAUGAUGUGCAGGUGUUUGACUGAUUGAGGCCAACAAGGAAAACAAUUUCCUUAAGUGAGCCCAAAGAAAUUCAAAAUCUUCACAGAUAUCAGUGACUCAGUGGUUUCCAAAAAUUUCCAUAGUAUCACUUCAUAGUAAGAAGGCUUCUUACUGCUCAGAGGAAACUCCCACAAAAAUCAAACCUACUUACAGAGUGAUGUCACUGUUCAGUGACAUCUGACCCUUCAUCUCUCAAAGUCCUCAAGUCAUUCAACCUGUUUGCAUCUCUUCCGAGCCGACAACAGAUUUCCCUGUGGAUUGACCUUCCAGUCAAGGAGCGGUAACAAGCUGAAAUGUUUGAGUCUUGUUCUGGGGAGAGACUAGUGAUGUCACGUUCUAUGUUGAAGGAAAUGCAGUGCCUCAGAGCCUCCUCACACCCUGAUGCUGAGGUUCCUCCCUUCUGCUCUUGGAUCCUCAGGCUCUUUGCUCUACUCACAAGUGUUUCCUAAUCUCCUUUUCUCUCUGGUUCUGAGGCUUGACUACCACCAAAGCCUGCUCCAGCCACUGACUCUCUCUGUCCCUCUGAUAGCAUUGCCCCGACAGAUACUCAGCAGAAAACAGCUGCAGACCACGCACACAAACCCUCACUCACCUUCCCUGCCCAACCCACCUCCCCAGUGACCGACGCUGGAGUACUGUGUGCCCAGAAAGCAUGAUGCCCCUGGUCGCUUCAACGUCAGAAGAUGGGCACAGAAUAUACCCAUGAAACUGAAUGUAUCUCACUCUUCACCGUCAUGGUAGACAUAAACUAUUCCUCUGCCUGCCUUGUACUGCCUUAUCCUGGAAGUGUUUGGGAAAAUAAGCCAUAUCCGUGAAACUUGCCUAAAAA
Odocoileus virginianus texanus is the source of this 2990-nucleotide messenger RNA. The record is from RefSeq and is a predicted model, not a curated record. Lineage: Eukaryota; Metazoa; Chordata; Mammalia; Artiodactyla; Cervidae.